AUGGCGGUCGGCCAACUAAGAAAGCCAGCAUUCAAGAUUCGCUCGUGCGAUGGUGACAUCUUCAUUGCUCAAGAUUGGCUCAUUCAAAAAUCGAAAUGCUUCUCUGUCGUUUACCCAUACAUGAAGGAUUCGGCUCAACCCCUGCAAACUACCGUAUCCAGUUUCAUCUUCGAGAAAAUUGUCCAAUGGUGCUACCACCAUCGCAACAACGACGAUUCCACCCUAUUCCAGCGGACAGUUCCUGAGUGGGAUGCCCAAUUCCUUCAAUCCAACAACGCCAUCGUACUCCAUCUUAUCGAGGCCGCGUACCGUUUGGAAAUCAAAGGACUGUUGAACAUCGCCUGCAGAGCGGUGUCGACAAUGCUUGGAAAAUCGUUGACCGAGGUGAAAGUCAUGCUUCGUGUUGCGGAACCAGAGGAAAUUUUGGAGCUGGAAAUUAGAGCCGAUAAUGAAGCCGCCGACGUUGAAGCUGAGAUGAUUCCAGCGAUUUCAGCUGCCUGA
Molecule: messenger RNA, 501 nt
Organism: Caenorhabditis briggsae
Lineage: Eukaryota; Metazoa; Nematoda; Chromadorea; Rhabditida; Rhabditidae
Gene: Cbr-skr-21
Product: Protein CBR-SKR-21
Exons: 1
Coding region: 1-501 (166 amino acids)
Biological process (GO): SCF-dependent proteasomal ubiquitin-dependent protein catabolic process
Cellular component (GO): nucleus; cytoplasm
Molecular function (GO): cullin family protein binding
Source: RefSeq, a predicted model, not a curated record